This is a messenger RNA of Bacillus rossius redtenbacheri, 1194 nucleotides long. RefSeq names its product ATP-dependent DNA helicase PIF1-like. Gene Ontology annotation, molecular function: DNA helicase activity. Bases 76 to 1194 code for a protein of 372 amino acids. Lineage: Eukaryota; Metazoa; Arthropoda; Insecta; Phasmatodea; Bacillidae. The transcript is spliced from 2 exons. The record is from RefSeq and is a predicted model, not a curated record. Gene Ontology annotation, biological process: DNA repair; telomere maintenance.
UUUAGGUUAUGUUAGAUAUUUGAUUACAGUUUAUUUAUAUAAAAACUUGUUCAUAAAGUGCAGUAAUGAUAGGUUAUGUUAGAAUUGACCGCGGGCUGUGGAAAAAUUUACACAUUAAAGUGCCUUAUGGAGACGUACAAUCGCUAUACUCAGAAGUACAACUCAAUGAACAACGCCUACAUUUCCUGUGCAAGCACAGGUAAAGCCGCUGUCCCUCUUGGUGGCACUACAGUGCAUUCAGCGUUUCGUCUCACAACUUCUCGCGUGACAAAACUCUUAUCCACAGAGAAUUGGCAAGCCUAUAGAAACAUGUUCGUUGGCGUCAAAGCUGUUUUCGUCGACAAGAUCAGCAUGUUAAGUUCAGCCAUUCUUCAAAAUAUCUACUACCGACUGCAGCAAAUUACCGGCAUAUACGACAAACCAUUCGGAGGCAUCCACGUGAUACUAUGCGGCGAUUUCAGACAGCUACCACCAGUACGAGCAACUCCAUGUUACAGCAUGCCAAUCAACCAACUUGGAGGACCAAUUCUGUGGCACAGCAUUGACUACUUUCCGCUGGUUCAUGUUGUGCGACAAACUGAUGAGCGUUUUUCAACGAUUAUGACCAAAAUUGAAGACGGACUUAAACAAAGUAUCGAUAUGAUCACACUUAUUGAGUCCAGACAUAAAACUCAGGCUUGGUGCAAAGAAAACGUGCCUAAUGCUGUCCGGCUGUAUUAUAGUAAUAAUGAAGUUGAUUCGUACAACCGAAGCGCAAUCACUAACGCAUACAGAUGUCUGGCACAUGAUCAUAUGCUUGGUUAUUCGACUGAGCAAGAGAAGACACAGUUCCGAGGUAAACUUCACAAGAUGACGGUGGCAGAGACCGAUGGAUUGCCGUACCUGCUGCCAUUAGCUGUAGGGUUUCCCUACAUGAUAACUUCUAACAUAGAUGUCGCUGAUGGGUUGGUAAACGGAGCUAUUGGUGCCUUGCGACAUAUCGAACGUCAGCAAUCAAAUGUGGAUGACCAUUCUGCAGAAGCAGGACCACCAACCAGUACAACUUUGCCGGCAUCUAGAGAAGAAAUCAUUACUCUAUGGUUCGAGUUUGAGGAAGCAACAACAGGCGCUAGUGCCAAAAUUAAAUGUCGACCUCACGUGCGAAGCAAACCAAAUACUUUGUCUCCCAACUGGAACACGCCCCGGGGCGAGUGA